Molecule: messenger RNA, 6377 nt
Organism: Danio aesculapii
Lineage: Eukaryota; Metazoa; Chordata; Actinopteri; Cypriniformes; Danionidae
Gene: luzp1
Product: leucine zipper protein 1
Exons: 4
Coding region: 406-3510 (1034 amino acids)
Source: RefSeq, a predicted model, not a curated record
GUAGUCCUUCUAGGGGUGGGUCUUUCUUGGCAAAGGAAAACCCACCUUUUUCAUUGUUUGGAUCUCGAAGGAAUGUGAUGGUUUGAUCCUGCUGCGCAAGGGAGGGGGUGAGAGAAGGAACCAGCGCGGACCCUGCUGAGAACUGCUCUAUUCAUCCUCAAAAAGUCAAACGCGGUUUGCCCUUGCAGAGAGCUACCUCCGAAAACGGGUCUUCUCCCGGUGCUCAAGGCCAACAGAACUCAUUCACCACUGAUAGUGGAGUCCUGGCUCCUGACAUGUGGACUUAAAACUUGUCUUUGAUUCCUGAAGUCCAUAGGCUGCUUAGAAAACUCCACUAUACAAAUGUGUACCCCUCCAUCAAACAAUCAUAAAGACCUCAUAGUAGAGUAGUAUCAGAAGGGAAAAAUGACAGACACAACAAAUCGCCAUCUGAGACACAAGUUGCAGAGCUUAGGACGGCGUCUGGAUGAACUUGAAGAGGCCAAAGGCAAGUUACAGAAAGCUGAAGAUGAACUUCUUGACAUUCAGGACAAAAUCAUUCAGGCUGAAGGGAGUAAUUCCUCAUUGCUCACAGAUGUGGAAACAAUGCGAAAGAGAUUACUCAAAAUUGAAGGUAAAGAUGAGGAGGUCAGGAAAGCAGAGGAUCUUUGUCGUGAGGUUAGGGAGAAAUUAGAUCAGGAGGAGAAACUUACUAAGGAUUUUAAAGUGGAGAUUGAACGUCUUCAGCGCAGAAUGACUGAACUUGAGAAACUUGAAGAGGCUUUUGGCAAAAGCAAGUCAGACUGUACCCAGUUGUGCCUUAGUCUUAAUGAGGAGAAAAACCUGACUAAAAAGCUUGCAGCAGAGCUUGAUGCUUUGAAGGCCCGUGUAAAGGAAGUGGAUGCCUCUGAAGGUCGACUAGACAGGGCAGAGAAAUCUCUCACUGCAGAGAUGGAGAAACUAAAAAGUCUCACUCAGACAUUCAUCAACGAACGCAAAAGGCUUCUGGAAAAGCAAAAAGAGGAUGACAAAAUCAUACUCAGGUUGACUGAGAAGCUUGAACGUCAAAAAAAUAAAGUAGGCACAACAGACCACAGCCGAACUGAUUCUAGAGAUCUUCGAAUUGAGGAUGAGUUGUCAUCAGGCCUUACAUGCAAACUGGCCAGGAAGAAGAGUCUUGACUACUUGAAGCAUUCAGAUGACCUUGAUUUGAGAAAUGAGUCAGAGAAUGAGAAAAAUUGCUUAGAAGGUCAGGAAGAUAAUAAGGUUAAAGACCUCAGUCAGGAAGUGGAAAGACUGAAGAAUCGUUUGAAGCAGAUGGAGUUAGUGGAGGAGGACUUGAGGAACAUGGAAUCCAAGAAUGCUGAACUCAUAGAGAAGUACCAGCAGGAGAGGAACCGUAGUCAAGCUCUCCAUGACCAAGUUGAGCAGAUGAGAAUGGAGCUCAAUGUUUGCAGCACAAGUAAUGGAAACUCAGCAAUUACCACCACUACAAAGGUCCUGGAGAAUGGCAAGGCAGAAAAUGAGGAGUUUAAUGUACGGGGAGGCUUCAGACAGGAGAAACCUAAAUUUCUAAAUAGGAGUCCUGCUGCUUCCGAACAAGUCACCUCCAAGUACAAAAGCAGAGAUUCAUCUCCUCAACAGAGGCGAGAAACAAAGCUGAGGAACAAAGAUCUUUGUCACUCCAGAGAAAGUUCCCCAAAGACUGUACGUAGGACUCUUAGUCCAGCACAUAAUGUUAGAAAAGGUCAAAAGACCGGUGCUUCCAACACUUCUGACAAUGGGACAAGAGAUGGUAAGAAAGAGGAAAAAAUUGCAAGUGCCUCAUCAUGUGCUCUCAGCGAAAGCAAGAAAGUUUCAGUCCUUAGUCGCUAUCCUCCAGCUGCUAAUGACCAAAAGUCUUGGAGGCCAUCGGUCAAGCAAAAUGACAGUGAUUGCAAGAAGAGUCGAGUGGAGAAGUUGCCCAAGUGCCCUGGAAGUGAUAAUGAAUCGAGCAACUCUGAUGCGACACAUUUAAAUUCAGCCAGAGCCACUAUCAUUGCUUCACCUGAAAAAGGACUUGCUGAACCUGAGAGUUUAGAUCAGGAUACUUCUGCAGUGUUGAGUCUCUCAAAGGCAAACGGAUCCUAUACUGCUUAUAGGUCUCAUGUAUCUCCAUCUUUUCUGACUGAUCAUGGAUCUGAUGGCCACUCCUCAGCAUCUGAAACAGAAUCUACUGGCUCAAGGAAAUCGGUUGGUGAACAAAGUGAUCCACUAGUGUCGAGUACAAGUGGAAGAACAUCGAAGUACACUAGAUACUCACGACUACAAGAUUCUUACUCUGAUGCUUCCUCAAAGAGCCCCUUCAGUGAGGAGCAGCAGAGGCCUCUUACAGAGGAAGAGGAAGCACAGGAGACUAUGCAUUCUUCCUCAGGUAUUGAGGUCCGCAGGGUAUGCAGCCCCCGUGAAUCCCUCCAGUCAAAAGCUGUCAUCAAGCAAGCCAUUGUUGAGAUCGACAGGAAGGAAGUGAUGUCAGGGGGAACCACAGAGGCUUUGACCACCAGUGGGAAACCCAAGAUCUCCACUAAGCCAGUAUUGACUAGCAAAAUGACCAGCAGUAUCACUUUCUAUCCCAAUGACCCCAGCUCAUCUCGAACAAGCAGUCGCAGCAGUAGUUUAUCAAGUGAGCCCCCUUCCAAGGAAAGGCACACUUCCACCAGUAAUAUUGUCAUCGGCCCCAGCAGUGAACACAGGGGUAGCAUCUCUAUACCUUAUGAAAUAUCUAUCCCUAAGAGUGAGCUCACUCUGCGUCAAAGUGAAACUGACACCGACUUCUCUGAACCUCACAGUUACCUUGAGACUGCUCCCUUUGAGGCAACCCUCCUGUCUCAAAAUAGUUUCAGCCUCCAGUCUUCUGAUGCCUCAGACUUCAACAAUGACAUUGAGUCUGGGUUUGAGAGCAGCAGUAGCAGCACAACAGUGACCAGCUGGAGAAGCCACCCUCACAACCACCUCUCGUAUGAUGACAGUUUGUCAGAAAUGAGAAACAUCACAGUGAGGAGCACUUGGAAGAGCCGGGGAGCAGCUUCUGUGGAUGAAUCUGUUCAAGCACCGAGGCAAGAUGGCUCAGAGGAUGAGAGUGAGUCUACAAACACCUGGAGAGCAUAUAGGGCUACUACAGUGUUGGACACUCCAUCAAACUCUAGCAUGGGUGCUAACUGUGCAAAUAAACCAAGCCCAGCUGAGGUAUACAUGCGUAGGAUCAACAAUUCAGCAUCAUCUGUUCCUGAGCCAGGACGGAGAAACAAGAAGACCCCUUCACCAGAGAGGGCUAUUGCACAUGAGCCUGUCAGUGCCCAGCAACUUCAACCAAGAGUCCGUAAACAACCCCUGUCUGUAGAUGAUCGAGAUCCUGCUCUGUCCUCAUGGCGCAGGCAGCCCGCAGGUGACCUGGACUCGUACGAUAGGCCUGGGAGUCGUGGUGCAUGGUCCAGCAGGAACCGCACAGCUGAUGGAAGCCGGUCGUGGUCAAAUCGUCAUCUGGACAAUUGAACCCUAUCACCCACAUUUCCAACUCGAGUUCUUACAUCUCAAAGCGGCUCCUGUGUUCAAGGUAUGAAGCUCAUCUCAUCUCUCAAAGACCCAACACCUGAUCGGAUUCCCAGAUUUCCAGACUAGAGUGACCCCUGGGGACUUCGUACUACUCCUACAUCAACCAAACCUGUAUGAAUUCACCAUCUUCCAGCCAUCACUUAGGGAACAGAAGCCACAUGAAUCCUCUUCUGCUCCUCAUCGUGUAUUAAAGUCAUCAAACGUGACAAGGGAGAGGCACAGACAUGUGACUGUCUUGAUGUUGGGAGGAUGUGAAAGGGCCUCGGGUUCUGGUAGAUGUUCAAACCUUGAGUUAUUUUCAUAAGGAGCAAGUUACAGCUCGUUGGUUUUCAGUUCGUUUGACAAUCUCUCACUUUUGUUUUGUUUUUGGUCUACGGUGUUUAAUUCAGGAAUUCGUCAGGAUUAUCACACACAAAUGAUAUUUGUUGAUCAUCCAGACACGUAUUUUUCCCUUGUGUCGUAGGAACCCAUAGAAUCAACUACAUUCUAGAAGUUUAUGUUAAGCCAAAUGUCGACAGUAUAGAUUGAUGUACAUACGCCCAAUUUUUCAUCCUUAAAGCGCCUUGUGUUGAGUUUGAUCUCAUUUGUAAUUUGCUCCUUGUAUUUGAUCAUGUCUACUAGUUUUUCUUCAUCUUUUCAUUAACUGGAUUGAAUGCUCCCACAACCAGCAUAGCAAACGGGCCGCCAACACUUUACCAAAACUUUGCAAAUGUGUUUGCAUGAUGACCCUUCCCUGUCUCAGUAUCUCCGAAGGGAUGCUUACUUUGGAUUCCGAACUGCUGGAGAAUAAUACGAUCAUGUUAAGCUCAUCCGGAUGUGACCUCAUCCAUCUAGGUAGCUUAACCCAAAUGCUGGACGUUUUAUGGAGGAUAUCUAGAGCGGACUCCUCACAGCCGCUCUGACUCUAAUCGCAAUCUUUGCACAGAAAGACAAUGAUCCAAACACUCGGUGUGUCACAGGAAACCAGCGUCUGGGAUUCUGCUGGUAUGAUAAAACCCCUAGAUGGGUCAUGUUUUCAUGUUAUUUCAGCCGUAGAGCUUGAGCCUUGAGGGUGGCUAGCAUGACACCACACAGGAUCCCGAAUGCUUGAGUUAGGAAUGCUUGUGCCCGGAUAGAUGGCUUCACCAUAAAAAACAUUGUAAUGUUGGACACUUGGUUCUCAUGCGUUUAGUACUUGUUAAAGUGUUAAUGAAUAGAGCUGCUGCAGUUCAAAUGUACUGUUUCUAUUAGGUUUUAAACUCUAGUUUCACAUUCAGGCUCAGAUUUUGUCCUUGGACAUUACUCAACAGUGUCUGUGUGCAUUAAUAUCGCUCUUAUCCAAUACCAUGUCACAGUUGAUGACGAGGUAGGGUCCAUUAUCUCUGGAGGAACUCAACCUCCAAUGCCACUGGAAUGUGGGAUGUUUUAUUUGAUCCGUUUUUGUUUGAAUCGAAUGCUGUAUUUGUGUCAUGUUGUUAUAGAGUUCGAUGUUCAGGUGGACUGUUCUCUGUCAUUGCAACGUCUCGCUUAUUACACCUAGAAAAAGAUCCAUGCCACAUGAUCAUGCUUAGCUUUGGUUUCCUACGCUUCUGUGUAGACAUUCAUCCAUCUGCCAUGGGCUGGAUGGAGUCUUUGAAACUUUGCCUAUCAAUUAAUCCAUUUUAAGUGAUUCUAAUCUAUUUGUAAUUGCACUUAAAUCAUUAAAACACACUUCAAAAGUAAGAAAACAGACUAUAUCUUUCAGGAAACAAUUGCGAUUUGGAUUAUGCGACAGAAAUGGAGAUGAUGUGGCUUAUCAGAAAUAAAAAAGUAUUUCUUUACAAAACAUCAUUGACAUCCAACUUAAAACAGCCUUCAUGUAGAAGCGAGUGAGCCACAAUUUGACUUCGCAGAUUUGCUUUGUUCUGCAUGGUAAAAACAAAUGUGCGUCUAUAGAAAUGUAUAUCCCAGACUUCACCUCGACUUCCCGUUCAGGGGUCUCCUUCUGAAGCAAACAUGCUGUCUUCUGUAUGUCUUGCCCUGCUUUCCCAGAAUACCCUAGUGCCCUGAGCUGCUGUAAUCCAAGCUGCCGGUCCCUAAAGCCAUUUUAUUGGCUGGCUAAAGCAGUGGCAGCGUGCCUGAUAUACGGCCCCCAGGCUGGUUGCAGGUUAAAGGUCAUCGCUGCAUUUGAUGGGCUCAGAACUUCUGAGGGAGGAAGUGGGAGCAGCUGGCAGCACAAGAGGAAGCAGAGUGGGUGAGCGGCCAAUGGGUGGUGUGCAAUUCACGGAGAUGGAGCCUGUGUGUGGUACCAAGAGGGUCAGCCAGGACCUUACUUCCGUAAAUAGAGCUCAGCAUUAUGAAUUGUAAAACCCUCUCUAAAAAAAUUCAACCCACUCAAAGCUUGCAAACGCCAUCCUACCACUGCUGCAUGACCCAGAUGGAUGUGAUGAUAUAGAGCAAGUCUGGACUGGAAAUACCAGCAGACUCUACAUCUCCUCUCCCAACCCCCCGGCCAGGCAAACAUCUCUCGGCUGCUCUGUUGCUUCAACCGCAGCUGUCGGAAACCCUAGUUUUUAUGUGCUCACAAGACAGUCCAGAGUUUGUGAAGGAGUCUUCUUAAAGAGGCCGACUGAAACCGCAUUUCGCAUGGAAUUCUUCCUCGUUUCUCAAGCCUAUUUACUAACGUGUCAGUGUGCCGUUCGCCCUCAGAAGUCAUCCAACACAUGUCUCUGAUUUUCAUUCCUCCGCUUCUGUCUUUAGCUCUCGGUGGAAAUAAUCGCCGUGAUAUUCGGUUACACAUCUGAGAAUGGAUCAAAGGUUAUGUAGUUUCACUUAUUGUUCAUUUAAAA